CCGCGGCCCCGCCGGGCGGGAGGGUGUUUGCGCUUCUCCGAGUCUCUCUCCCCGCCCCCGUCUCUCUCCCGCCCGCCCCGCCGGGACCUCUCCUCUCCGGGCGGCGGCAGAGCCGCCUCAGGGCGGGCGGCGGCAGAGGUGCUGGUGGGACGCUCUCGCCGUCCAGCCCGCCGGGAACAUGGCGACCGGCGGCUACCGCAGCGCCGGGGGCAGCACCACGGACUUUCUGGAGGAGUGGAAAGCCAAGCGGGAGAAGAUGCGGGCGAAGCAGGCGCCAACGGCCCCGGGGGCGGCCGCCGGGGGGGAGCCCCGGCCCGCGGGGGGCGCCUGCUCCGCCGAGCUGAACAACAACCUGCCCCCCGGCGGCCCGGCCGCCCCCCCGGACCGCCCGGCGCCCCCCGCCGGCGGGGCCGUCAACUGCGUCAGCCUCGCCGCCGCCGCCUUGGGCCGAGCCGCCCCCGGCAAGGAGCCGCCGCCGCCGCCGGCCCUCGCCGGGGGCCGCGGGGCAGAGCCUGCCGCCAAGCCCCCUCCCGCCGCCGCCGCCUCUGCCGCGCCGGGCUCCCCCGAGGGCGAGGAGAAGCUGGCCGCCAAGGGAAAGAGCUCGGGCCCCAGCGCCAGGAAGGGGAAGGGGCAGAUCGAGAAGAGGAAGCUGAGGGAGAAGAGGAGGUCGACAGGUGUGGUGAACAUCCCGGCCGCUGAGAGCCUCGAUGAGUAUGAAGAUGAUGAAGCAGGGCAGAAGGAACGGAAGAAGGAGGAUGCUAUUACCCAACAGAAUACGAUACAAAAUGAGACUUCCAGUGGAGAUACCCCUGGCUCAUACUUGUUACAGGACUCCUCCAGGAUGGUUUCAAGCAGGUAUAAAAGCACAGCUAAUGCACCAGAAGAUGAUGCUCCAAAUAGAUACUCCCGAACAGACAGGACAACUUACAGCAGAUACAGCAGGGAUGCAAAUUCUUCUGGCAGUUCUGUACCAAGUAAUGCUUUGGAAAAGAGGAUUGAGGAACUUGAAAGGGAACUUGCAAAGGAGAGACAGGAAAAUGCGAGAUUAAUGAAGAUGACACAGGACAAAGAGGAACUAAUUGGAAAGCUGAAGGAAGAAAUUGAUUUAUUAAACAGAGACCUAGAUGAUAUAGAAGAUGAAAAUGAACAAUUGAAGCAAGAAAAUAAAACCCUCUUAAAAGUUGUUGGACAGCUGACAAGGUAGAAGAUUCAAGCCUCAGUGAGGAAAGAUUUAAGAAACUACUGAUUGAACGUUAAGGUCAAUAUAGUAAUACUUCCUGUGUUGCAGUAUGUUAUAAUAACUGUCUUUAUAUUUAUUGUUAGGAAACCAGAUGAAUGUUUAUUUUCAUAGUACUUUCUUCUUCAUUCAAUGAAAUGGCAUCAAAUCUGGGGUAUAUUUUUAGCUUUCUUUUCAGUAAGAAUAAUUAACAUUUUUGACAUAUUUCAAAAUAUUAAGUUCAAAAAUAUUCAGGUUUUGUAUCUUCAGAUUGCAUCUGGAUAAAUUACAGUAAUUUAAAAUUCAUAGCACCAAGAUCACUUUCAGUCCAUGUGGGUGUAUAUUUUUGAAAUGAAUGGAAGCAAUACAUAGAAGCUUUGUUUACACAGAUCCAAAAUAUAUAUUUUGGGAAAUAUUUCCUUUUGUGUUUAAACAGCUGUAAAGUGGAUGCCUUAUUACUGAUGUAUAACAUUUUGCAGAUUGAUUACUUGCUCUAAAACUCUUGUAUGUUGAGGUUUUUUUACUGUAUCUGAAAGACUGACAAUAUUAGAGUAGCAAUUUUUUUUUUCUGUAUAACAGUAUUCUGGCAGGAGGGAGAGGUUUUAUUAAAAAAAACCACAAACACAACCCCACCAAAAAACCACUAAAUCACCUGUGGUAUCAGCAUUAAUGAGUUCCUAGAAUCAUAUUGAAGUUGUGCACUGCAGUUUAUUUUAAAGCUUUUGCUUUAGCGAUGAAAUGCAAGUUUGCUAUCAGACAGUAAGUUUGUUUGCUGUGUUGAGAAUUCAAACAAAGCCUGGAGCUUUCAUUUUAGCAAAGACACUUUUUCAAUACUCUUCUGCUUAAAGCUGUCAUCUUAAAGUUUGUAGUGAUCAUAGCCAAUAUAAGUUUUUUGAUGUUUUCAUUUUUUAAGCUGGGUGAAGAUUUUUGUACAUAACAAAGUAGAGGGGCAUACAAGUGAUUCAUGCCCUUUUGAAACAUCAAAUGGUUUAAAAAACCCUUUUAUCCUUGAUUUUAAACUAACAAGGUGUUUAAAAAGUGCCUAUUUAGAUGUUACAAUCCACUUAUGACUGUGUACUGAUUCUUCUAUAACAUGAGAGUAGACAAAAUUUUCACUUGACGUUAACCACAGACCUCAGUUAACAAUUCUCUUCAAAUUUCAGCUUAACAAGAAUUUUAUGUACUUUAUUUCAUCUUAAUACGGCACAUUUUUCAUUCCUGAUCAGAAUAAAUGUAUAUGUCGUUUGAGUCAGGACACUAGAAAUGAAAACAUUUUGAAGAGUCCAGGCUUUUUCUUGACGAUUUUGAAGUUUGGUGUCAGAAAGUUGCAUGCAUAUAGUUUUUGUUACCUUAAAACGUAAAGGCAACUUUAAGAUAUAAUAACGAUGACCUUUUCAGAUUUGCCAAUUGUUUUCAUAAUGUGUAUUUAAUGACUGUAAGAGUUUCUUAAAGUUCAAAUCCAGGUAAUAUUGUUACGCCUUGGAUUGUUUUGGAUAUAGGAUAGGUUAUUUUGCAUUUGUAUAUUCUAAUGAGGAGGAACUUUUCAAAGCUUUAAAGUAUUUUUCAAGACACUUAUAUUCCAGGAUGCCUCGGUGUUUUCUUUCACAGUGGAUGAGAUCCCAAUUAGACACCAUUUAAAACCUUUACUCAGGGGUUUAAAUGGUAUGGGGGGGGUGUGUGUGUAUAGGCCCUCUGAACUACGAUAUACACCAGUGAAUAUUGCUUUCAAUAUUAUUCAAACAGUACAAAGUCCCUUAAUUUAUCAGUUUUAUGAAAUUAAAAAUCUAAAGUAAUAAAAAAAUCAGUUGAGAUGUAUGCCUUCUGAAUAAAUGUGAAACUUUCUCUGGAAGAA
This is a messenger RNA of Harpia harpyja (harpy eagle), 3068 nucleotides long. RefSeq names its product pro-apoptotic WT1 regulator (gene PAWR). NCBI's taxonomy places the organism in Eukaryota, Metazoa, Chordata, Aves, Accipitriformes, Accipitridae. Gene Ontology annotation, biological process: positive regulation of apoptotic process; apoptotic process. The transcript has 7 exons. The coding region runs from base 179 to 1204 and encodes 341 amino acids. The record is from RefSeq and is a predicted model, not a curated record. Gene Ontology annotation, cellular component: cytoplasm.